This is a messenger RNA of Amphibalanus amphitrite, 3696 nucleotides long. Its product is annotated as synaptotagmin-1-like. The transcript has 9 exons. The record is from RefSeq and is a predicted model, not a curated record. Gene Ontology annotation, molecular function: phosphatidylserine binding; clathrin binding; calcium ion binding. NCBI's taxonomy places the organism in Eukaryota, Metazoa, Arthropoda, Thecostraca, Balanomorpha, Balanidae. Gene Ontology annotation, biological process: cellular response to calcium ion; regulation of dopamine secretion; calcium-ion regulated exocytosis. The coding region runs from base 1216 to 2628 and encodes 470 amino acids.
AGUCUGGUCGCAGUGGGUUAAUGUCCCUUCCAUGUGGGGUAAUGAUGCGGGCGGCCGUACCGAGCCAUAGCAUAGGGGCGGUUCGGGCUGUUGUUGCCGAGCCUGUGGCAUCCAUGUCACUGCGGUGUUCAUUGUUGGUCGGGCGAGGGUGUGGUGCUGUCGGAGUGCCGGGAGGACGCCAGGAGUACCGCAGGAGAGCGGCAGAACCACGGGAGGACACCGAGAGGACCGAAUAAGGGCGGUGAGAGGAUCGAAAAAGGACGGGGAGAGGUGCAGAAACUUUGCAACGAGCCGAGAGGCUAACAGGAGGGCUAACGAGGUCAGGGAAACUGGCUCAUCAGAAGGAUCGUAAAAAGAGCUUGCAAGUAGGUACAGCUGGCAGUUGCAAGACCGCCCGUCCCGUCCCGCGCCACCUCUUGGGGCGCCGGGGUGAGACCGACAGGUGGCUGCCGACCCUGAGUUGUCACAGGUCGACAGCGCGGCAGCUCUGACUCAGCAGUGGCGUCAACAGUACUGCGGAGGUGAGCGGGGUCGGGCUACGGACGCUCCACGCUCAGUUCUCGGUCAGAGUGAGCGCCUGUUGAUCCACUAUAGUUCGUCCACCAGCCUGUCCACCGGCAGUUAAUUUAGCGCGACCCAUCAGUUUAUUGAGACCCAAUCAGUUCAGCAAGACCCCUCCCCUGUGUUUCCGCCGUGAACUUCCCGCGCCGUAAAUGCCACCUGCGCCGUAACCACAUUGGCAGCUCCGCAGCUGUGACGGCCACACACCACCGGUGACGGACGGGGCUCGACUGUAGCCGCGGGGUUCGACUGUAGCCGUGUGUGUCGUACAGGUGGUUCGGUCACAGCCGCAGCUGGGCCGGCCGACAGGCCUCGGUGCCGCCCGUCACCCGCCGCGGCCCGAAGGCGUCAGUGGUGCGCGGCUCCGGCUGCCCUGCCGUGACUCUGAGCUGACGGAGCAGCGCCUCCGGCCCGUGUACCGUGACCUGGCGUGACCUGGCUCGGGCUGGUGUGCUCCCAUUCAGCGUGGGCUGACUUGGAGCAGGAUCAACACAUUCAGGCGAACAUACCUACCGUCUGCCGUGUAUUUCGCUGAUCAGCAAACAUCUACCGCUCGCCGCUGACUAACAUCCUGACUCGGCAUGACCUGUCGCGAGGUCACCCCGACCCAGUGACAUGCGCGGCCCUGGUGCGUGAUGCGGCGCUGCGCCGGGGAUGGCUGCAGUUCUCAGCACUAGCGGGGACGGCAGCGGCGGCGGCGGCGACGCGCUGACCCUCGACUUCAUCAGCGGGCUGACCAACGAGGAGAAGCUGCUGAUCAUCGUGGGCAGCGCCGGCGCCGUGCUGCUGAUCGUGCUGCUCGUGGUCUGCCUGGUCGGAGAGGUGUGCCCCCUGCACACCGUCCUCUACAAAGAUGAGCGCUCGCUGGGCAGCCGGCCCGGCUCGCUGUCUUCGUCACGGAACCUCGGCAACAGCAGAAGUCAGUCGAGGGAUGACCUGGACACACCGAGGCCAGCCAAGAAACGACCCGAGCGGACGGGUCUUUUGGACGGUCUCAGCCUGCAGUCGCGCGGCCGGGACUCAACAUACUCGUCCAUGUCGGACAGCGGACGACACUCUCCGACCCCGACACUCGCCUCGUUCAGGAGCGCGCCACUGAGCGGUUCAUCCGAGUCCGUACUGGAGCGGUCCGGGGCCGGCCAGCUGAACUUCUCCCUCCAGUAUCAGACCAACGGAGACAGGCAGAUCGGCAAGCUGCACAUCAACGUGCAGGAGGCACGUGACCUGCCGUCGCGCGACUAUGUGGGCACGUGUGACCCGUUCGUGCGCGUCACCCUGCUGAGGGAGAAGCGGUCGCUGCGCGGCUCUCGCAGCUCGGUGGUCUGCGAGUUCCUCACGCGCACCCUGCGCCACACCAGGAGUCCCAGCUUCAAUCAGACGUUCAGCGCCGAGAUCGUCAAACCGGACCUCAAGGACUGCGCCCUGAAGCUGACCGUGUUCGAUGAGGACCGCUACGGCAGCGCCACGGAGAUGGGCUCAGUCACCCAGCCACUCAGGGUCCUGAAGAAACUCAUCACCUCAGAAGCCAUCCAGACCGUCUCCGAAGACAUACGACCCAGCUCGAAGACAUACGGCGAGCUGCUGUUUGGUCUCAGCUACCUGCCCACGGCACAGAGGCUGACCCUGACUAUAUCACGGGGAUCGGCCCUCAUGACCUCCAGGGUCACUGAGGACAUUCAGCAAUUCUGUCCGUACGUGAGGGCGUUCCUGCUGAGCGGGUCGGGGCGGCUGAUCAAAAAGAAGAAGACGGCGGCCAAGCCUGCGGGCGCGUCUCCGAUUUUUGACGAGACGGUGGUGUUUGACCUGCCGUUCGCGCAGCUGGAGGUGGUCACCGUGCUGGUGUGCGUGUUCCACCGGCCGCCGGAGGUGGCGCACAACUCCAACGGCGCCUCAGGAGACCCGGGUGACGAUCCGCCGGAGGGCCGCCAGCCGCCGUCCCGCAGGGAGCUCUGCGUCGGAAAGGUGGCCGUGGGCCGGCACGUGCGCGGAGACGCGGCCGUCACCCACUGGAUAUCGAUGAUGCAGAGUCCGAGACGGACCGUGUCCCAGUGGCAUUGUCUGAGGUAGCGGCGCCGCCUCAUCGGCGAGCGAGGGUGCGAUGAAACGAUGACAAAUGUAACGAACGGUUCUCAACCCGGCCAACAAAUAUGGCAUCGGGGAAUACAAACCGUCUAUUUCAACAGGCCGAGAAAAUCAGUUUGCCUUGUGAGUUGUGACAUGACGAGUUUUCAUGUGUCGUGAAUCUAACCGAUAUUUAUGAACUUAUUCUAGCCCUGCGAAUGUCGCUAUGACCUUAUAGGAUGAACGCCGGUAGACCCACAGCAGAUCAUUUGUCAAUGGUGAUCUAUAUUGUUCGCUGGAUGUGUUCUUGGGAGGCAAAUGGCACAAUGUAUGGUGCGUUGCCUGGAGAUCGAAAUCCGCCCACAACAUUCAUACUUUUGCCCCUUAUUCUUUUGUGUUGGAUCAUGAUGCAUAGGUAUUGGGGGGAGUGUCAGGCGACGUUUAAGUCUGAACAUGGAACACGAUGUGCUCCGACGGGCAAAAUAAAAUGUACAUCAACUUGCUUAUAGAAAUCCAGAACGCUAGCAUCCAGAUAGUCGACAAAUAUUGGUAAUAAAUACAUAUAUCUAACUGUCGAACAUCAACCCCAAAAUUAUUAAAGUAAUAGUUGAACAUUUCAACAACCAUCGGAAGAAAAAUCACUACAUCUUUAGAAAUGUAUUUAUAAUAAUACAAAAGCAAUAUAAAACAACAGUCACUUAAAGAUGCUCGUUGAUAGACAAUCAGGCAGACGACUAGGGGUAAAUCGCGACGCUUACACCAUCCAUAAAAAGCGACAUUGAAAAUUGCUAUAAAAGAUGGUGUGCCCCAUUGCAGAAAAUGGGCACGCAUUAUGUCAGUACGUGCGAACGUCGUACUAUAGUAAGCGAGUCGUCAGUAGGAAAGGGAGGGCUUAUUAGCUACCGAUAUUGCGCUACCUGGAGCUUCAGAGAGCCGGUAAAAUGGGUUGUUGCGUACAUGGUGCAUUGACAUACAGUGAAUAAAUGUUGUUCGGUGUCCUGUUGCGAGAAAAUCAUUAUCAUGAAAGAAAAUUGUGGAAUAACUAAUCGUGGAAUGAAGCCAAUGCCAAUUCAU